AUGCCUGAUGAACACCCCUCCAAAUGUCCAAAACUUCAAUCUGAAGAGAUAAAUCGUGAUCCAGGAACAUGUAAACAAAUAUGUGAAUUUCCUAUCAACAAACAAGAUGAAAUCCGACGAGCUUAUCUCAUAAUAGGUCCAUACCAACCUAAAGAUAUAGUCUAUCCAUACAAUGAUGAUACUCAUUGUCAUCGAUUUCAACCUUCAUGGUUUGUUUCACAUAAGGAUUGGUUGGAAUACUCACCUUCAAUGGAUGCAUUAUAUUGUCUACCUUGCUAUCUUUUUAAGAAACCAAUAGGUCAUCCCGGAUCAGAUGUAUUCAUUUCAAUAGGUUUUAAUAAUUGGAAAAAGCUAAUUGAGAAACAAACGUCAAAAGAAUUAGAGAAUAAUCGGUUGCGACUCAAAACCUCAAUAGAGUGUGCUCGAUGGCUAGCAUUCCAAGCUUGUGCUUUUAGAGGUCAUGAUGAAAGCCUUGAUUCAAAAAAUAGAGGCAAUUUUAUUGAAUUGAUAAAACUCACAUCAACUUUCAAUGACAAAGUAGCUAGUGUUGUCUUGGAAAAUGCUCUUGGAAAUGCCAAAUAUACAUCACCCACAAUUCAAAAGGAGAUUUUUCAUAUUCUUGCUAAUAAUGUGCGAAAUGCUAUUCGUGAAGAAAUUGGAGAUGCAAAAUUCUGCAUUCUUGUUGAUGAAGCUUGGGAUGAAGACACUAUUGCAUUGACUUUAAAGAAUGAGAUAUGUGCUGUCCUUUCUUGUUAUAACCUCCACAUUGAAAAUAUUCGAGGUCAAGGAUAUGAUGGGGCUAGUAACAUGCAUGGUGAAUGGAAUGGAUUACAAGCUCUUUUUCUUAAAGAUUGCCCAUAUGCUUAUUAUGUACAUUGUAUGGCUCAUAGGUUGCAAUUAGCUCUAGUUAUAGCAUCUAGAGAAGUAAAAGAUGUUCAUCAAUUCUUUGAUCAUUUGGUUAAUAUUAUCAAUAUUGUUGUUGGUUCUAGUAAGCGUAAUGAUGAAUUGCAACAUGCUCAAGCAGAACAAGUUGAGAAUAUGAUUGCUUCUAAUGAAAUUAAGACUGGAAGAGGUGCAAACCAGAUUGGUACUUUGCAACGAGCUGGAGAUACUAGGUGGGGAUCUCAUUUUCAAUCUAUUUGUAGUUUGAUUAAAAUGUUUGAUGCUAUUUGCAAAGUCAUCAACACUAUUUCUGAGGAAGGGGCUAAUUAUAAACAACACGGUGAUGUCGAGGGAGCUUAUCAGGUAUUAACAUCAUUUGAAUUUAUUUUAAUCUUGCAUUUGAUGAAAGAGGUAAUGGGAAUUACUAAUGUUCUUUGUCAAGCUUUGCAACAACAAUCUCAAGACCUUUUAAAUGCCAUGCAUAUAGUUUCAACUACAAAAUCACUUAUUCAAAAGUUGAGAGAUGAUGGAUGGGAGCCUUUACUUGCUAGUGUUAUAUCAUUUUGUGAGCAACAUGAAAUUGAUAUUCCUGAUAUGAAUGCUCGUUACACUAAAGGUCGAGGUAGAUAUCGUCGUCAAGAUGACAAUUUAACAAUGGAACAUCAUUUUAGAAUUGGCAUAUUUACAGUUGCAAUAGACUUUCAAUUGCAAGAAUUGAAAAGUAGAUUUUGUGCGCUAACAACAGAAUUUGUCAUUCUUAGUUCAGCUUUAAAUCCCAACGAUGCUUUUAGAUUAUCCAAAAUUGUUGAUAUAUGCAAUUUGGUUAAGAAAUAUUAUCCUCAAGAUUUCACUGAACAUGAACAAGAACUUUUGGAGUCUCAAUUGCGACAUUAUGAGCUUGAUGUGAUAAAACAUCCAGAUUUUCAGAAUAUGAGUACAAUUUCCGAGCUAUGUAGGGGACUAAAAAUUUCAGGAAAGUCUAAAAUAUAUUUUUUGAUUGACAGACUUAUUCGUCUUGUGUUGACCCUUCCAGUUUCUACAACAACUACAGAACGAGCUUUCUCAGCUAUGAAGUUGUUAAAAACAAGACUUCGCAAUAGAAUGGAGGAUGAGCUUUUGGCAGAUAAUAUGAUAGUUUAUAUAGAGAAGGAAAUUGCAGGGAAAUUCACUAUAGAGAUGAUAAUGGAUGAAUUUUAUUCCAUGAAAAAUCGUCGUCAGGCAUGA
Molecule: messenger RNA, 2106 nt
Organism: Quercus robur (English oak)
Lineage: Eukaryota; Viridiplantae; Streptophyta; Magnoliopsida; Fagales; Fagaceae
Exons: 3
Coding region: 1-2106 (701 amino acids)
Molecular function (GO): protein dimerization activity
Source: RefSeq, a predicted model, not a curated record